UUAUUGUGAAAUUUCGCACCGGAAGGGGCGCUCUCCCGCAGCUCAGACCGCGCGCGUGCCUCCGUAUAAGUGCGCGUUCGGCCUCUGCCGCCUUCAUUUGAGCCCGGUCAUGUCGAACAACAGCGCCGCCAACAGCAGCCUCGUCAUCGCCCAGAAGGCAGUGAAGCAGCUCCGUCUGGAGGCCAGCGUCCGGAGGAUCAAGGUUUCUCAGGCUGCCACAGAACUGAAGAACUUCUGUUUGCAGAACGCUCACAAAGACCCGCUGCUGAUGGGGGUGCCCUCCAGCGACAAUCCAUUCAGACCUCCCAAGUCAUGUGUCCUGCUCUGACGCUGCAGCACUGUCCUCUCACGCGCUCCUUUCCAUCCCGAGAGAAGCUAGCAUGCUGUGUGUUUGUGGAGCAUCAUGCAUACUCGUGUCCAUCCUGUGUACUAACUCUGCUGCUGCACAGCCCCCCCGCUGCAGAUUACCGGACUGAAAGACCAGCAUCCCACUGAAUGUCAGUCACAUAAAGUUUAUUUCAUUUGCUGAGCAUCUUUAACGUCAGUAGGAUUUAAAUCACGACAAUGAUUGAGGCUUAACAUUUUCUUCUGGAUCCACAUCAGCUGUUCUGCAAUUUUUUAACAAAGUUUGUUGAAGCAAAAAACAAACAACAAAAGUAACAAGUGUUUUGAUAAAGGAUUUCAACUUUGAAAAUGUUGUCAAAUGUAACCAGAGCUUUAUCUGAUGCCAGAACUAAACCUGGUUUGACCUUAGAAGGAAGUGGUGGUUUGUGUUUCUUGAAAUGCAUCAGGAAUCAUCAUAGAUGUCCCUGUAUAUUAUCAUCACAUAUUUUGUCUGUCUUUGCAGCACACUGCCAAAAUGCAACACAAAUUAAAGUGAUGCCACACUA
Messenger RNA from Oryzias melastigma (Indian medaka), 890 nucleotides. Its product is annotated as guanine nucleotide-binding protein G(I)/G(S)/G(O) subunit gamma-10. Gene Ontology annotation, molecular function: G-protein beta-subunit binding. Gene Ontology annotation, biological process: G protein-coupled receptor signaling pathway. The transcript has 2 exons. The coding region runs from base 110 to 328 and encodes 72 amino acids. Gene Ontology annotation, cellular component: heterotrimeric G-protein complex. The record is from RefSeq and is a predicted model, not a curated record. Lineage: Eukaryota; Metazoa; Chordata; Actinopteri; Beloniformes; Adrianichthyidae.